AUGGGUGACACCAAACUGAAAAAUUAUGGCUUGAUUAAUGAGUUGAUCUACUUCAGUUCUGAUGUUGUGGGUGCCAACGUGCCUCUGAAGGGUGGACAAAAAGUUACUGCAGUUGUGAAAGAAGAUAAAACAUCUCAUGGAUUGAAAGCAACUAAAAGAAGGCUGCUGGAGUCCUAUGCACAACAGGCCACUGAGGACCACAGUGGAUCCUACCACAUGGCAGAUACUGGUUUUGUGCCUUUUGAAGGUGACUGGUUAGAAGUUGAGUAUUUCAUCCAGCCAGGCACCUCAAACAUCAUGGGCUCAGUGAAGCCCAUGUACUGUAAGCAUAGUGAGGAGGUUUGCAUUACUAACCUCUGUGGAAGACAUGAGAUGAUAGAUGAUACUAUCUUUUUCACUUUGGAUUCUCUGAAACUUCCUGAUGGAUACAUACCUCAAAGAUAUGAUGUCGUCAAUGUGGUUAUGGUGGAGAGCAUGCAGCCAUGCUGUAUCUGGAGAGCAGUUUCCAUCACCCUUGUGCAAAGGUUGUAG
Molecule: messenger RNA, 531 nt
Organism: Propithecus coquereli (Coquerel's sifaka)
Lineage: Eukaryota; Metazoa; Chordata; Mammalia; Primates; Indriidae
Gene: CT55
Product: cancer/testis antigen 55
Exons: 5
Coding region: 1-531 (176 amino acids)
Source: RefSeq, a predicted model, not a curated record